Fraxinus pennsylvanica is the source of this 1035-nucleotide messenger RNA. NCBI's taxonomy places the organism in Eukaryota, Viridiplantae, Streptophyta, Magnoliopsida, Lamiales, Oleaceae. The record is from the annotation of a GenBank genome assembly.
AUGGCUGCAUUCUCAGUGUCCAGGUACUUCAUGGCUCUUUUUCUACUCAAUUUUUACUUGAAAAUUCAAGCUGAAGACCCAAAAAGUAUAUCAUUUUCUUUUAAGAAUUUUGGUGAAGACUCAAAUUUUACGUCACAGCUUGCUCUUUAUGGUGGUGCCAUGGUUGAAAAAGACAGUAUGUCAAUUCAAAUCACUAGUUCAAUGGUUUCUAGUGUUGUGUACAAGAAACCCAUUGAGGUUGUUGAAGGAAAAACAAGGAAAAUGUUGUCUUUUUCUAUGUAUUUUGUGUUCUCAAUCUCUAGAGAAAAUGGAGAGGGUUUGGCCUUUAUUAUGAUUCCCAACAUUGGGUUGCCCUUGAAUAUUUUUAAAGGUGGCUCUAUUGGGUUGUUCAAGGCAAGAAAGUUUAGGUUUCUUGGUGUUGAAUUUGAUACUCUAAGUAACCAUGUUGGGGUUGAUAUUGAUAGAUUCGUGUCUGUUAAAGUGGCCAAUGUUUCAUCAAUCAAUUUGGUGCUAAAUAGCGGUGAAAGAUUGCAAUGUUGGAUUGAUUAUGAAGCAAGUUCUAAAAGAUUAGAGGUGAGGUUGAGUAAAUUAGGCGACAUUAGGCCGGUCGAUCCAUUGCUUUCGUAUGGUAUAAACUUGUCACGAAUGUGGAAAGAGGAGAAAUUUAUAGUCGGGAUGAGUUCAUUGGGUGCAAAUUCGUCGCAGAAGUGCAAUGUGUAUUCGUGGAGUUUUAGGACAAGAAGUGUUCCACAAUGGAUGCAUUCGGAACCAUUAAAUCCUGAGGCGUUUACGAAGAAACAAAAAGUGGUGAGUGUUCACAAGAGAUCAAGUGAUUGUGGUUUGAAAAUCCUAGCUGCAUUGAUAUUUGGUACUGGAUGUGGAGCAUUGGGGGCCUUCAUUGUGUUGUUUUCCUGGACUAUUUUUGGAAAUAGACGACCCGUGGUUCCACAGGAAUUUGUUAUGCAACCUAAGGAGUUUGAGUACACCAGGUCGAAUGUUGCAGCAGAUACCACCAUCGAAGAUGGUCACAAGUAG